AGCGAAGCGGCGAUGAAUCCACCGACGCCCGUGUUGCGAUUGCGAGGCAAGGAAAGCAAUGCGCGCGACACAUCGACAUAUACUGUGAUAAACCCGACGAAUGGGUCGGAAAAUGCGGGAGAUGCGGCGAAUACGAAGAAUACGAAGGAUUCGGGCGAGGAAGGAGCGAAGACAGCGAAUUCUGCAAAGUCGUCGAAAAAGUCAAAGAACCCUUCGGGAGCCUAUCUUUCAUCGUUUGGAAGUGUAUUAGAGUCGCUCAAAGCGGGAAAGAACACGAGUUUUGAUGAUCAGAAGCCAUCGUCCUCUUCGACCUCCGCGGCAUGGAAACCGUCAAUGAACGUAGCUCCCAAUCCCGCGAAUGCGCGUAAAUCAAAGAAAAAUGCCCUCUAUGAUGGAGGGAGUGGAAAUGUGGAGGGAGUGGAUGUGGGUGCAGGAGUGGAUCAGAAGGUUCGCGACAUGAAGGAAUAUCACGUUCCGAAGGAUCUGAAUGUGGCAAUUAAUAAAGAAGCACUAGACGAAGUUGUGGAGGAACUUGGCUCAAACCAGCCCGCCUUUAUGAAACGAAUGAUUUCCGAGUUGAAAGAUAAGUGAUGUGUUUGUGAUAGACCGAAUUCUAUAGAGAGCCGUUUUUUUGGCUACUACAUUUUCGGAAAUAUUUUAUAAUUAGCAUUAAUUUUCUAUGAAACGCGAUAAUUUUGUAUUAGUAUGUGUCUAUUCUGCAUCUGAUCUGAACGAUGAGUCUCACUAUAGUGUCAAGGUGUCAUUCUGUGGAAACGACAAGUGGACACCUUGGUCUGAAUGUACAAGCCGUCCUGAGUGGCAUUCAGGUAUCUACUUCCUAGCUUCUUUUCAGAAGCUGAAAGCUACAAAUCCCAUUACAUUUUCACUGUAUGAUAAUAAGGGUUGCUUUGGAAAACGCUUAGUGGCUACGAGUGUCUUUGAUCCUAGCCAGCUUUCUUAUUAUGAGCCUUUUGGUCAAUGUGACAUUGAUAUGGAAACAAAGUCGGGCAGUCUUUUUGGUUACCUCUCGGUAAAAAUUCAAUACGUUCCUUCCGAUGCCUUCUUUUUAUGCCCGUCCUGCAAAAAAUUGAGUUCGCACAGUCCCUUUAUGCUUUUUGCCAAUCUACAAAAUGUAAUACUAAAGACCCCCGAUAGCCAGAACCGAGAUCUAAAAAUGAUCCUGCGCAUUGGCAAUGAGGUUGCCUCCACGAGUGGCGAUCCUUCCGGUCAGCUAUACGAGCAUUUCAUGAUCGACUAUUCUCGUAUCUCCUCAAAGAAAAACUUGACCAUCACCAUCUAUCAAGCGGACCGUGACAUCGGACGGAUCGUGAUCCACAUGAAGGACUUGCUGGAAGGCAACGUCUACGACGACUCGUUUACCAACGAGCACAUCGAGAAAGCCUCGGUCAUGCUCCAGCUCGUCUACGCCUGUUCCGACUGCAUCGUCGAGAAGGAGACCGAGGACGGCGAGCUCGACAUUCCUGUCCUCGACGUCACCUCCAUCCCUCGCUCCUCGGUCAACCCCGAGCCUUUCCGUCCCUCUUCUUCCUCCUCCUCGCAGCGCAUUUUCCCGACGCCCAAUCCCGCCACGCAGCCCAUGCGCAACCCUGCUUACGACUCGGCCUCCAGCCUCGCGUCGGCGUCCAUCGAGCUGCAGGGAGGGCCCAGUAUUCCGGGCAUGUCCGGGUUCGCGGCCUCGCCGUCGCCCGUGGUGUACAUGCCGCAGCUGGCGCCGCCUAGAGCGCCGCAGUAUGUGCAGCAGUACGGACCGCAGCCGGCGCCGCAGAUUGUCGUGGUGCCGAGGGAUCCGAGGAUGGAAAUGGCGAUGAUGGAGCCGCCGAUGGUGGUGAUGGAGCCGCCGAUGGUGGUGAUGGAGCCGCCGCGGUAUCAGGUGGUGGGGUAUCAGGAAUCGCCGUAUGGAAGCGCGAACGGGUAUGUGUAUUAAUAAAGGUGGCGGCGUGUGGAUGGCGAGGAUUUGUGGACUGUUGCUGGUCUGUGAAUUGUGU
Molecule: messenger RNA, 2006 nt
Organism: Blastocystis hominis
Lineage: Eukaryota; Bigyra; Opalinata; Blastocystidae
Exons: 3
Coding region: 680-1945 (421 amino acids)
Source: RefSeq, a predicted model, not a curated record